Thrips palmi is the source of this 1614-nucleotide messenger RNA. RefSeq names its product 26S proteasome regulatory subunit 6B (gene Rpt3). Gene Ontology annotation, cellular component: proteasome regulatory particle, base subcomplex. Lineage: Eukaryota; Metazoa; Arthropoda; Insecta; Thysanoptera; Thripidae. Gene Ontology annotation, molecular function: ATP hydrolysis activity; ATP binding; proteasome-activating activity. The record is from RefSeq and is a predicted model, not a curated record. The transcript has 8 exons. Gene Ontology annotation, biological process: proteasome-mediated ubiquitin-dependent protein catabolic process. The coding region runs from base 95 to 1342 and encodes 415 amino acids.
AAUUUUUAGAAGUCACUUUUCCCCCUUCUAUUUUUUUUCGUGCGCACAAGUUGGCCAGUUGAUGUCGAUGACUGUCUGAACUCAGUGAGUGAAAAUGGAGGAAAUCGGCAUCAUCGUCUCCGAAAAGGAGGAUCUCAGCCUCGAUGCAAAGCCCACUCUUCUACCACAAUGUAGCCCUCUCGAUGAUUUAGAUGUUGAAGAUCUCUACACCAAGUUUAAAACUCUUCAGCGCCAACUUGAAUUCUUAGCUGUUCAAGAAGAGUACAUCAAAGAUGAACAGCGCAACCUGAAGAAAGAGUACUUGCAUGCUCAAGAAGAAGUGAAGCGAAUUCAAAGUGUUCCUCUGGUUAUAGGACAGUUCUUAGAAGCAGUUGAUCAGAACACAGGAAUUGUUGGCAGUACAACUGGUUCAAACUACUAUGUAAGAAUUCUCUCCACUAUUGACCGAGAAUUAUUAAAGCCCUCAGCCAGUGUUGCUUUACACAAACACAGUAAUGCUCUUGUCGAUGUAUUACCUCCUGAGGCAGAUUCCUCCAUAUCUAUGCUGCAAGCAGAUGAGAAACCCGAUGUACAGUAUGCAGAUAUUGGUGGCAUGGACAUGCAGAAGCAGGAAAUUCGUGAGGCAGUAGAGCUGCCACUGACCCACUUUGAACUUUACAAACAGAUUGGUAUUGACCCGCCCAGAGGUGUCCUUAUGUAUGGUCCCCCUGGUUGUGGCAAGACCAUGCUUGCUAAGGCUGUUGCCCACCACACCACAGCUGCAUUCAUCAGAGUGGUCGGUUCAGAGUUUGUGCAGAAAUAUCUUGGUGAAGGCCCUCGUAUGGUCAGGGAUGUAUUCAGACUUGCCAAAGAAAAUUCUCCUGCAAUCAUUUUCAUUGAUGAAAUUGACGCUAUUGCGACCAAGCGUUUUGAUGCACAAACUGGAGCUGAUCGAGAAGUUCAGAGAAUUUUAUUGGAGCUUCUUAACCAGAUGGAUGGUUUUGACCAAACAACUAAUGUUAAGGUUAUUAUGGCUACAAACAGAGCUGACACCCUAGACCCUGCUCUUCUUCGUCCUGGUCGUUUGGACCGUAAAAUAGAGUUCCCCUUACCAGACAGGAGGCAAAAGCGACUUGUAUUUGCCACCAUUACUGCUAGAAUGAACUUGAGUGACGAAGUUGAUCUCGAGGAUUAUGUUGCAAGGCCAGACCACAUCUCUGGUGCUGAUAUCAAUGCCAUCUGCCAAGAGGCUGGUAUGCAUGCAGUGCGAGAAAACCGUUACAUCGUUCUAGCUAAAGAUUUUGAAAAGGGCUACAAAAAUAAUAUCAAGAAGGAAGAAUCUGAGCAUGAAUUUUACAAAUAAGCUAUAUCUGCACUGUGUGGGCAAGCUUAGACUUAUUAUGUCAUUCAUCAUAAAAUCAAUCCAAAUUAAACUACAUGUUUAUAGAUUUCUGCAAAAACAAAAACCGGCAAAAAACGAAAGCAAAUUCAACUGUUUUGUUUUUCAACUUCUGAAAUUAGACUGAGGGAUGUAUGCAAAAGAUGGUAAAGAGGGAAUGCAGAUGUUGGAUGUAUUGUAACUUGUAUCAUAACGAGAUUUUUUUUUAGAAAGGCUAAUAAAUAUUAUUAACAAAG